GUUGUAUAUGUCUCUCUAGACCUUGGAGAGUUAAGGAAAUUCUCAUAAGUUUUGAGAUGCAAUACGAUGAGUAUAUCUUUCACUAUCAUACGUGUACGCACGCAUAUACAUGCACGUAUUGCAUACACAUAGAAAGACACGUGACAGAACACAUGCGCGUAAUAUAAAAAAAGUACGGUCGUAAGUAUGGCAGGUAAGAGGUGAGAGUGAGUGGGGAUCACAGUCAGACGGCAGAACCGUUGGCGUACCUCAGUAUAGAGUUGGACGUCCGUCGUCACUCUUAUUCGUCGUCGUUUUCCGCUUGGUAUCUCUUGUUCUUUUGGUACUACAGAUAUAGAAAUUUCAUUGUUUAUCAACAUUGCACAGGAUUUAAAAUCGACGUGUAUCAAGUUUUUCCGCGCAAAGUGAUAUUCUGUUUGUUGCGGAGACAGAAAAUGCAAGAAAAUAAAGGACAAAUGGUGACUGUGAUGACGUAUUUAAAAUUUGUGCUGGUAGAAUUUUUAUUUUACAUCUGCCUCUCUCUUGCGAAGUACUUUUCUUCAAAUAAACAGCAAGUUUUGUGUUAAAUUUUGAAAAUUUAAAAUUAAAGUCGUUAAUUGUACAUUUGUGUAAAAAUUAAGAGGAAUAAUAGCCGUACGAAAAUCGUUUGCAAAUACAAUUCUCUUAGAUAUUCGCUUAAAAGUAUUUAAAACAUAGAUAAUUUUUAAGAUUUUUCUCCGAUAAACGUACAAACUUAGAAACUAUAAUUUUGCGAAUAUGUUUUAUUAUCAUUUCUACCCCACAUUUCACAGGAACACAACUAAUAUUUAUCAAAGUUUAAGGUGUAAUAUUCCGAAGUGUUCGUUCUCGAGGAUUGUCAUGUUAUCCUAAAAACUAGUGAACCGAUUAACUCUAAAUUUUACACUCACAUUAUCUAUUUGUCUCCGUUUAAUUCUUACGAAAAUCAUAAGAUAUCAUUAGAGAGAAUAUUUUUCAUUUUUUAACAAUUUAUGUGGGGAAACAUAUUAGCAAAAUAAUAGCCCAGUACCGAUUUCUAGCAUUGACAAUGAGUAUUGGCGCUGUACUAGACGUCAAUACUGGUGUGAUAUUGGUGAAAUACUGGAAAUGAUAAUGAAGUAAUAAAACAUUAUGUACAACUACAAGAUUUUAAGUUUUUUCAACAAAAUUUUUAUCAGAAAAAGAAAUCCCUAAAAUUGCUUGUUUUACAAGAAAUACCACCUUUUUAUGACACUCUGCACAUAUUUUUACUUGUAAUUAUAACUUGUAUUACACGUACGUAUAUUACCCGUGCGUACGCGUAAUCAUGGAGUGUAACGUAAUUAAAGUAAGAUAGUAUCAUGAACAGUUUACAUUUGGCAGUUUUUAUAAUGAGUUGUGAACUCAUCUAUCUGAGUAUAUUUCUCUAUAUUUUUCUAAAGUUGCCUAAAGAUUUUCUAACGUAUUUUUUAUUGAGUUAUUUUAUUGAGUUAAAAGAGAUCUCGAAAACUUCAAUGGUGUAAUGAUUUUCGAAAAUAUUCUAAAAAUACUGGUAAAAGCUAUAAACCAAAUGUUAAAAUUUGUGGCAAAAGAAGAACAAAUACUGGAGUCAGAAUCAAUCGAGUUACUUUAAUAUCAUUAAUAUUUUUAAUCCAUAUGUAUUGUACAUCACAUUUUAUAUGCCGUCAAAUAUUGAUGAAAAAUUGGAUCAAAUUAUAUAAAAUUUAAUUUUAAAUAUACAAUAUAAUAUCCGUUUUUUUUACGAAAAUGUAAUUAAAAACAUGGUUAUUAUCUAUAUUGUACCCUCAAAAAAUUGAAAUCAGAAUUGUUAGAAUUUGAUUUAGAGGCUAUUUGCACAAAAGAAAAACGGAAUAGUAUCAUCGCAGUAAUUGAAAAUUGAUGAAAUUGUUAUUUUUUUAAUUUGGUUUACAUACGUUUCAUAUCUCUACUAUUGCAAAUGAUAAAUUAUUAUAUAAAGUGUUUUCGAGAAUUCAAUAGACUGGCGUAAGUGAAAAGUUAGAGUUCAAAAUUGUGCGUGUAAAAAUCGAGGAUUUUGAUGUGACUGUGGUAGUUAAAACGAAGCUUCGUCGAAACUGAUAAGUGAGUUCGGAAGUUACAAGUUGGGAUAUGUGAUUAUUGCAAGAUACCUGGUGAUCGAUUAAAUUGUUUUGCACGUGAGAAACGUGAAAGUAUUACGGAUGUUAAGAAACAACGAAAAACAUUACGUAGAUGUGUGGACUACAGACGAAGAGCAGACAGAGGAGAGAGAGAAAGAGGGAGAAAGGGAGAUAUCCGCUAUUAAAAAAUGGCUUUAAUAAUACCUAGGUACAAUUCGCCCAUUGUACGCGACAAGGAUACCGUUCCAGCAUACGAUAUCAAGCUAGAACGAGUGUUGGGAGUAACUGUUUCCAGCAAUGCAGCCCUCGAUUGUGACGAGACCAGUGAAUUGGUCGCUUAUCCGGCUGGUUGCACCGUCGUGCUGUUUAAUCCACGACGAAACAGUCAAGCACACGUAUUAAAUGCCUGCCGGAAGACUGUGACCUCCCUGGCGCUCGCCGGAGACGGUAAACUCUUGGCCACCGGCGAAUGCGGUCAUAUGCCGAACGUCCGUGUCUGGGAUAUUUCUGAUCCGCACAACGUCGUGCAGAUUGCGGAAUUUCCGGGACACAAGUAUGGUAUCAAUUGCGUGGCAUUCUCGCCCAGCAACAAGUACGUUGUAUCGGUUGGCUCGCAACACGACAUGAUUGUGAAUGUUUGGGACUGGCGGAACAAUGUCAAAGUAGCAUCUAAUAAAGUCUCCAGCAAAGUGAAAGCCGUCUGUUUCGCGGAGAAUGGCAAUUAUUUCGUUACCGUGGGCAACAGGCACGUCAAGUUUUGGUACUUGGAGUAUUCGCGUAGCGCCAAGUACAAAGAACCUGUGCCCUUGAUGGGUCGAUCCGCUAUAUUGGGAGAGCAGAGGAACAAUGAUUUCGUUGACGUUGCCUGCGGUAGAGGAGAGAUGGCGGAUUCUACGUAUGCGAUCACCAAAACGGGCCUGUUGUGUGAAUUCAACAACAGGAGGCUCUUGGACAAGUGGGUCGAGCUUAGAACGAGUAGUGCCAAUUGCAUGGCAAUCGGGAAUAAAUAUAUUUUUAUCGGAUGUGCCGAGGGUAUUGUAAGGUGUUUUAGUCCUAGCACACUUCAAUUUGUCACCACAUUGCCAAGGACACAUUACUUGGGUGUGGAUGUUGCACAAGGAUUAUCCAUCAGCCAUAUGUCGCAACACCCGCCUAACGCGAGGUAUCCGGACGCGAUCGCGCUGGCAUUCGACGAGCGAAAUAACAAGCUGACUUGCGUGUACAACGACCAUAGUAUUUACGUUUGGGACGUGAGAGAUAUCAAACGGGUCGGCAAGUCGCACUCGUUCCUGUACCACUCGGCCUGCAUCUGGGGCGUCGAGAUGUAUCCGGCCGAUCCAGAUCUCGUUGGUGCGAUGCCGCCCGGAAGUUUCAUCACCUGCUCUAGCGACGACACGAUAAGGGUCUGGAAUCUGGAGAGGGACAGCACGCUGAAUAAUGCUUUGUACAAACGAAAUAUUUACAGCAACGAAUUGCUCAAGGUAUUGUACGUGGAUCCGGAGUUGACUUACCUAAAGGAUCUGGAUCUAGCUGCCGCGGGAUCCACCGAGAAGAGCGACGCGUCCUACGACGGUCGCAACGGCGUGAGAUCGAUAAGGGUCGCUCCCGACGGCAAGCAUCUUGCUUCCGGAGACAGAUCCGGCAACAUCAGAAUCCACGAUGUUUCCACGCUGGAAGAACUGUGCCUGAUAGAGGCACACGAUGCCGAAGUGUUGUGUCUAGAGUAUUCCAGGUUCUCGCAACAUCCACCGAACGCUCCUAGACUACUAGCGAGCGCGUCUCGGGACAGGUUGAUUCACGUGUUCAGCGUUGAUCAAGGAUACAAUUUUCUACAGACGCUCGACGAUCAUAGUUCUUCCAUUACCGCAGUCAGAUUUUUCAAUCAGUUGAAUCAGGGUAAUCAGAUACAGAUGGUAUCUUGUGGCGCAGAUAAGAGUAUUAUUUUUAGACAAUUGCAAUCGACACCAGGCGGAAUGCCACAAUUUGCCAGGGGUCGCAACGCUCAGGGAAAAACCACUCUGUACGACAUGGAAGUCGAUUCCGGACAGAAACACGUGUUAACCGCCUGUCAAGAUAGGAAUAUCCGAGUUUAUAAUGUUACUACGGGAAAACACAGCAAGACUUUUAAAGGUUCCGUUAGUGAUGACGGCUCGCUGAUUAAGGUCGUCCUAGAUGCGUCCGGUAUUUAUGUAGCUACCUCAUGUACAGACAAAACGUUAUGCGUGUACGAUUAUUAUAGCGGCGAGUGUAUGGCCACUAUGGUUGGUCAUUCGGAAUUGGUGACAGGCUUGCGCUUCAGUCCGGACUGCCGUCAUCUGGUGUCUGCGAGCGGCGACGGCUGCGUGUUUGUGUGGCGUGUUCCGCAUGACAUGGUCGUGACCAUGCAGGCACGUCUAGCCCAGCAAGCGAUGCGCGCCGGCAAGAAACCGCUCCAAGUCAACGGCGGCGGAAUCGACGUGCGAUUGGAUAAUGAAACCUUUGGAUCACCCCCGUCGGAUCUUCUCGAUCCUAACUCGAAUCUGACGUCCCAGAGCGUGGAUUACAGAUUCAGCGUCGGUCAGCUGCCGUUGUGGGCGAAGAAGCAAAUAAAUACCGCGAAUGUAGACGAUAGCGUUGCUCUGGGCUCAAAUGUCAGAUCCCUCGGUGUCGACCUGCCAAAGGGACGAUGGGCGCAAAGGGUUCAGCAAGGCGACGGUAUCACCGUCAAGUCCGUUUACGAUAGCGAUGAAGUUAUACCGUUUCCACCGUCGCGCGGUGCCAUUGAUUCGGAUGGUGGCGGUGGCGGUGGUGGCGGCUCGAAAGACAGCUCCAUCGACAGCGGCACAGAAACGAAAUGUAGCAGCGACUAUCGUCGAGAAACGGUGAUUAGCAAAAGGGAAGAAGAGGAAAGUGUAUUUCAGUCUUGUCCCAAAAGUUAUAGAGAAAUAGAAAAUGAAACAAAACAGGCGAUUGACGACAAGGUGACAGUAAGAAGUAACAAUUUUAUGGAAUUGACACGUCAAUCGAGGAGUCGUCAUCACACCGACGAUAGCAGUCUUGGCAGCUUUAAAUUUGAGGAUCACGAAAGUACCGAGCAUGACGGGGAUGUCGAGGAUUAUUCUGAAGGGGAAAACGGAACGACUGGUUCUGAAAAGUCGCAUCAUAGAUUAAUGUAUUAUCCCCCGCCAGAAGAUAUUGUGUCAAAUCAGUUUACCGUCAAUGCGAUGGAUGUUGAGGAACUUCGAAGGUCGCAAAGGCGUCAAAAGAAAUUGAAGAACGCAGAGAAUGGUCGAACGAGCGAGUUGACCGCAUCUGGCAGUCAGGACGAAUCCGAUUCCGAAGGCGGGGCGUCGACUCCUAGCGCCGAGAGAAAUCCUCUGUCUAUGUUAUCCGAGGCUAGCUCGGAGGGUUUCGAUCAGCUCGCCAAACAGAGUCACAGGGAAAAAUACUUGAAGAAUGCCUUCGAGUCGCUUAGCGGCGCGGAGGAGCCACCGAAUCGCCCGAAAACAACAAGUAUUAGUUCUCAGUUUCACGGAAGACUCAGUGGCGGCGAAAGUAACGCCGCCGCUGGCAAGACACGUAAUGCGGCGGUGGUUAAUGCGACAAAGCACGCGAGGGGCGACGUUGAUGUUGCGAAGAAACGGGAAGAGUUGCAGAGGAGGAUAGAGGAGACCAGGAGAAAAUUACAAAGUGUCGGUUAUAGAUCGUUACUGAAAUCCAGCCAGAGCAUAUCCGACUUGAGCAGUCACAUACAGGAAAAGCAUCAUCGUUCAAACAGACUCAGCACAGGUAACAGAUCCGGCCAACAAAACCAAUUUUCAAAACCGACCAAUCCCUGCAAACCCAUGCUAAAUCCAAAGCCCACGUUUAAAUCCCGACAGUCCACUAACAAGGUUCAGGGUGUGGGAAAUGUGUUACCCAAGCUAGAGAUACCAAGUGAAAACUGCUUGUCGAAAAGUCCAACUAUGUUAUGCAUCAAUGAGAAAGCGAAAAAAUCAACCUUUAACCGUCCGUUAACGUUGACAUUAAAAAAAACUGAAAAGUAUAAGCUGUCUUUGAACAAAGCCAAUCAAUCGUUGCCCGAAUCUCCCGUGUGCGAGGAAUUGAAGUUGUUGAAGGAGCAGUGUAAGAAGAAUAUCAGUCGGUUCGCAAGAUUUGCCCAGAAGAGAAGAUCCUGCAGUUAUUUUAUCGGUCUGAAUGACAACGAGAAGGACGUGGGAAGCGUUGCAAAAUCUUUCGAGAGCUUACCCGCCAUGAACGAACGGAACAUGGAGAGUUUCAACGAGACCAUCGACGAUGCCGACGACGGCAACGGCAAUUUCAGCGACGAUUCAUUAGAAGGGGAUUUCAAGAAUCCACCUCGGCGCUGCGUCAGUGAUUAUCAGAUAAAUGUUCAUAUGAAUGACUACAGAAGUUAUUUGAAUUACCAGAAUGUCCAGAAGAAGACUCCAACUGGCUCCCAAGAGAGUAUACUCUCGGAUGCCUCCGUCGAGUCGUUCUCCAAAGGAAGCGCCGAGAUUCUGGAUUACGAUCACGACAGACACUCGAGCGCGAGCUUCUUCCUGUCUCGGCGCAAAAUGCAGGAGGGCAGAAGUCAGGAGAGCAUAUUAACCGACGAGUCGGACUACCAGAUGUUUCCCCUGCGCGAAAACGCCGAUCAUCGGAGCACAGAGAGCGUGUUGACCGACGACUCGGAUUCCAUGGUGAAAUCGGCGCCUCUGGAAAUGCUAUUUGACUCACAUUACAAGCGGAAGAGGCAAAAUUCCGAGACCUACAGUGGAAACCCUAACAACAUCACCGAGACCGCUGUGGAUAACGUACAAAGUUCCGAUGAAAACACACUGUGCCGAGCGGUGUUCAGAUCCAAGUCUUUGCAGGACACGAGGAUCAGCAAAGCGAGGAACAAUACGAAUUUCACGGAGGACAACGCAUCGCUGACGACUCACGUUUACUGUGAAUUCAACUUCGACAAAAAUGACGCAAACGCAACGGGUUGCAGCAAGUCGGAAUCGACCCCGCGCGGCAGCAGUCCGAGACCGGAAUCGAUGAUGAUCCUGAAUGAUUUCGUUGCUCACAAGCCACCGAAACCCAAGAGAAACUCGUCCCGCACUCAGAGCAUGCGCAACCGAGCUAGACCAGCUUGGAAGUACAUGGACACGCCGCCCUCGUCGCCCGCUUUAAAAAGCGUCGCCGAUUCCGACAAUUACACGGCGUCGUCCAUGAGUUCAGUUUGUUCCGAGUACCGUGUUACGCCGGGCGACCAGGAAACCAAGCGAGAUUCGAUCGAUUCCGAAGUGAUGCAGCAAUUCUUGCAGUCUGCGAAUUGCGCAGCGCAGUUUGACGACAAUAAGGACAGCGGAGGCGAGUUCUAUAGUCUGCAGACUUGCGCCGAUAAAAAUGGUACUUUGCAGGAUGAGCUGACGUACGACAGGGACGAGUCUUCGAACUUAACGAAAGAUCAUCACAUACCGAAGAUUCAUUUCGAUUCAGACAAGGCGCAAGUGAGUUUAUUUGACAACGACAUUCCGACGAAGGAUAUGUACGAGACUUACGACUCGUUGGAGCCCACCGGAGUUUCCGGCGACCCGCAGAAAGAGGAGCCGUCGCUUGGCGGUGCAAAUUUACAGUCCGCCAACGAGCGUAUCGACGAUUUCAACGCGAGCGUGGAUUUCCGGAUAACUCGCGCGAUCGAGGGCACCGUGAAGCUACUCUCGCAGGAGUUCGAGAAUUUGGUGAGGCAAAAGCAGUAUUUGACGAGGGAGAGGUAUCUGCGAUUAACGCACGGUCAAGAGGCGAGCGAGAACUUUGCCAAGUUAGAGGCCGAACCGGACGGUAGACUCUACCCAGUCAAACGCAAUAUCAGGCUGCACUCGUACGGCGAGGACAGCGACUGCGCCGACGUGUCGACGAUGGACAGGUCGCUGAUGGAGAGCGGCUCCUCCACGUCCGCCUCAAGUUGUACCAACUCGCCCAAGAGAAUGUGGCCGCCCGCGUCGCGCUGUCCGAGCCACGCAAGUCACAGGUGGACGAAAACUCUGCCGACGAUCGAUCAAACCAUUUUUGCUACCAAGCAUUCUUAUGCAGUUUCAGGAAAGUUGGGAAGUAAAAAUGUAGGCGCAACAUCAAGAUUGGGCGGUGCCAAUUCUAGCGGUCAGUCCAGAUACGCUUCGGGGAAAAGUCACUCGACUCAUAUAACGAGAAGCAGCAGCGUUGGUGUUUUAAACCAAAGCGACUCGGAAUCGGACGCCGGUAUAACGGGAGGAGGUAGAGGGUGGAGCGGUCAAUCUAGCACCAACAGUAGGACUAGCGGUCUGAUGCGACCAACGAUUAGUUCUCAAAAUAAAGUCAAUCAUCAAAAUAAAUCGAGCUCUUCUGGCAACAAUGUUUCGUCAAUCCUGAGAAGACGAGGGAUGCAAGGAGCUUUCUCGAUUGUUAAUUUAAGUCAAGUGGGAAAUCAAGAAGAUUCGAGUUCGGAAGAUACCUCGUCAAAUGGAAAUGGAGGAAAACCGGCGCUACCGCUGAGACCUAGAAGCAUCAGUAUUGAUCAUUCCUCUGCUAGCUUAAGUUUACCCGGUACAACUGUAAGGAGAUCUGGAUCGGCAAUCAUCACAAAUGGCCGGAUUGGUGCUACGAUCGGGCAAAAUGGAAAUAGGAUAUCCACGGCGAGUAGAAUUCAGUUGGAGCCUAGUCCACAUGAGCUACCAGUUAAAGACACCGAUCGUGCUAUCGAUGUGGCUAGUGUCGAACUAAGCAUGGAUAAAACAUUAGUGUCCACACAACUGUGCAACACAAUCGCGGACGAGCUUACGCGCACCGCAGACAACGUCGUGCAGUUGUACAAACGUUUAACGAUAGACAACGACGACGACCCGUCUAGAGGUGCGAUCGACCGGGACACAAUGCUACGUGGAUUGGAGUCGUCUGUUAACGAGACAAUGCGUACUUUACGGUUGGUCGUUGCCGGCGGUAGCGAGAGCGACGGAAGCGGAGGAGAUGCCGUCGCUAACGAGGCGACGGCCAAGUUUCAGGAAUUGCUCGCCGGUCAGGAUCAGGGCAAGGUGGUCAAUAUGAUGCAGCAGUAUUCCGAGCUGCUCUUGACUAUGAUGCAACAGAGGAUGGGAGGAACUCAAUCAAGUCACACGUAAAUCCGUCCGUCUGAGAAUUGAUAUGGAAAACGUGAUUGCCAUCGUUAUUUAAUGUAUCCACGAGAUAAUAUUUACGAAGCACUUGUUUCGCGGUAGUCUGUUUUCAAGCAUUGUAUUAUUGAUCCUUUCUCUUCGAUAUGGAAGGAGUUGAAUGUGUUUCGCUUCGUAAAAAUGGAAAGGAGUACGUUCCCGCGCGUGAAAACUCUGUAUACAUAUCGUGUAGCCGCACGGACAUUCUCUUUUCCCUUUUGCUAGUUGUGAAUCCGUAUCCGUUUUUUUGUGAUUGAUUCUUAAAUUUGAUAAGAUAAAUUAAUGUCAGUAGAUGGAUAUGUCGUCAAAGUCUCUUGUCAUCGUUUUUUUUAUAUCCUGCGAUGCGAGGUAUAAAUUAUUAUUGUCUAACCGCUAAUGGAUAUUAAAAUUCUCCAACUGCUAUAAAUAUUAAAAUUAGUCUAUGCCAUCCGCGUCUACUAGACAAAUCACCGAGACAAUGAAUGAGGAUGAGAUAAAAGUAUCGUAGUUGUUUAAUGUAAAGCCGAUUGUGACGGUCGCAAACAUUUGUACUUUGUUGAAGCCAUAUAUCGUAAAAUGCCAAUUAACUGAAGACUAAUAGAAUAGUUUCCAAACAAGUAUAUACAUAUAUACAUACUGAUAUAUUGAACGACGAUAUUAAUAUUAGUGCUUUUAUUAUGUAACCAAAGGUUAUCUGUAUCAAUGGUCUAAAGGAAGGGACGCCCCUCCUUCUUCCUUUGCUAUUAAAAACUUGGCAGAAAGUUGUAAUAAAAAGAAAAAACAACAUAAAGCUUGCCAGUAUGAAAUAAAAGUUUAACCACAUAGUCAUUGCAUUAAAUAUCAAAUCGGGCCACUCGAGCCUGUCAAUAGAGAGAUUUGCCAAUAUUUUAAUGAAAUUUGAUAUCUCAAAAUCUCAACCACGGAAUUGUAUUAUUUUAUCUAGGAUUAUUAGUUAUCUAUCGUGACUAUAAAUUAUAUAGUUUUAAUAUCAAAGUAUCUUAAGGCUUCUUUUUUAAUAAUAGACUGCAUUGAAUGAAAGUUACAAUUGAUACUUACUCGAUUAUAAAUAAUACUAUCCUACAUAUUUUAUCACAGAAAUUAAUAUGCUUGCAUAUUUUUUCACGGAGAAGCCGCAGUUCCAUGAAAUUGUCAAAUUUUAAGUGUCCUGCUUAAUUGUAAUUACAAAAGAUAAUAUCUCAGUGAAUUUUUCAGAACUGUAUCGAAUAAUCAAAGUAAAAAAUACGUGUUACUAACUCACUACUGCUACAAUUGUAAUAUUUCUUUUUCCAAUUUUUUUAUGCAUAUUAUGUCUUCUAUUUUAACAUAAUUACCAUUUUUUUAUUAAAUUCCAUUUAACGAGUGCCAUUUAAGUUAAAGUAAUGGUCAUUCAAUGGUACAUAUUAUGUUUGUGUAUUAAUUUAUCGCUUACAUUGUUGAUUUCCGAGUCGAAUACGAUCAUUCGAGUUGCAUUCUCAACACCGUAUCCUCUUUUGUGUACGAUACCAACGCUUCUUUCCUAUUUAUAAAACUGAGAAGUAAAACUUUUCAAUUAGCUCAUUUAAAUUCUAAACGAUAUAAUCUAGCUACACGAUAUAAUCGAGACUAAAAUGAUUAAUAUUAGAAAUUAGAAUUUUGUAAUUAGUAUCAACAUUUUUAACAUUAUUUAUUAGUGCAGGCAAAACAUAGAUAACGUACAUUAUGGAAUCUCAUUACAUAUUGAUGAUAGUUAACUAGCGUCAUGCGAUAAGAAAAUCAUUCCGAAUCAUCAUUCUUAUUAUUGUAAUUAAACACGUAUAUACUUUCGGUUUAUCUAAAAAAUUACAAUAACUUUGUACACAGUUGUAUUUGUUAUAAGCUAAAGUUAUUGUUAUCAGUUAUGUAAUAUGUUAUAUUGCUUCUAUAAUGUAUAAAUAUUUAUUCAAAAUUAGUUAACAUAGUAAAUAAUUUGGUAUUACAAGUGCCAAAUUCGCCGUAAUCGUAUCGCAUAAACAUGUAACUUAGUCAUUUUAUUUUGUAUAUUAUGUUAAUAUUAUAAAGUAAAAUUUUUGAUCAUCGUUGAAUUCUCUUAUUUAUUGCAAGCAAUUUGUUAACCAUAUUAUUUUACAAAUUUUUUUGUAACACAGUACAUUGACCGCUACUUCUUGCCACGUAAAUGAUACAUGAAUAAUGCUGCAAGAAUUAAAUAACUCGAGAUUUUAAUUUUUCUUCGAAAACGCUAAGUCUAAUAAAAAUAUUAUUAUUUCUAUAUAACAAUAAUAUCCUCUGUAUAAUUACAUAUGUAUAUCAAAUCCAUUGAUUGUAUGCCUAUUACUGUAUGUGCAAGCAACACAUACAUACAUAACGUGAUACGAUAUGUGAACAUAUGUAUGUACAUUUUUAUACUUUCCUCUUUUGUGCAUUCCAAUUUUUAACAUUGGUAUAUUAAAAUGUUUGUUAAUCAUGAUAAUGAAAAA
Molecule: messenger RNA, 11679 nt
Organism: Vollenhovia emeryi
Lineage: Eukaryota; Metazoa; Arthropoda; Insecta; Hymenoptera; Formicidae
Gene: Wdr62
Product: mitogen-activated protein kinase-binding protein 1
Exons: 24
Coding region: 2282-9217 (2311 amino acids)
Biological process (GO): mitotic spindle organization; regulation of mitotic cell cycle
Cellular component (GO): mitotic spindle
Molecular function (GO): protein binding
Source: RefSeq, a predicted model, not a curated record